Molecule: messenger RNA, 6013 nt
Organism: Apis cerana (Asiatic honeybee)
Lineage: Eukaryota; Metazoa; Arthropoda; Insecta; Hymenoptera; Apidae
Product: Zinc finger CCHC-type containing 7
Biological process (GO): nuclear polyadenylation-dependent snRNA catabolic process; nuclear mRNA surveillance of mRNA 3'-end processing; nuclear polyadenylation-dependent snoRNA catabolic process
Cellular component (GO): TRAMP complex
Molecular function (GO): zinc ion binding; RNA binding
Source: RefSeq, a predicted model, not a curated record
UAACUUUUUAAAUUUUUUUUAUUAAUAAUAAUUGUAAGAAUGAGUUAAAAUAAUAAUCUCAUAUUGAAAUAAAGAAUAUAAACACUUUUAUUAUUAAACUAUUUCACUAUAUAUAUACAUGUGUGUGUAUGUAUAUAUUUAAGAUUACUAUAAGUGCUCUCUAUAGGAACUAUUAAGAUACUAUUUUACUUCAAAUAUUGUGAACUUUACCUUUGUAUUACUAGAUAGCAGCUAUUUUAUACAAAGAAAAAGUAUGUAAGUAUAAUGUUAAUGUUACAGAAGAUAGGCACGUGUGUUUUUGUUAAAAAUGCAUUAAUGUUUUGUUAAGAACAUUGAUUUUUUCAUUUCACUUAUAUUACAAAAUAUACUUUUACUCAAUAUAAAACUUUCACGCGUAUCAAGUGCAUGAAUAAAGAUGGAAUAUAAUGCCUUUCGAGAUUAUUGUAAAGCUGAAAAUAGCGAAGAUGAAGAAAUGAAUCAUGAUCUACAAUCACGAUUAUAUGCUGAAAUUUAUUAUAGUUCAAAUGAUACAAAGAAUGUGGAUACAAAAAUAAAUAUUAAAUUAGAAGAUAUUAAUAAUGAUGAUAAAACGCUUCAUAAAGAUAUAAAUAGCAGUCAAAUUAGUGAUAUUCAUAUAAAAAAUGAUCCUGAUAAAAAAACUUGUCCAAUAAAUGAAUCGGCAAAUAAUUCAAUAUUGAUAGAAAAAGAUAAUAAACCAGAUAUUACAUCUAUUUGCAUUACAAAUGAAGUUAAUCAAUCAUUAUGUGAGGAUGCAAAUAACAAAAAUAAUUCAGAUAUAUCUCAUGUGAAAAUUUUGAAAGAAGAAAAUAUUGAACCUUUAAAAGAUAAUGAACAAGUAAUAACAUGUCAUAAAAUAGAACAUGAUGAAAAUAAUUCAGAUUAUCAGAACAUUCAUAAUAUUGAAAAAGAUAUAAAUAUAAGACCAAAAUCAGAAAAUGAAAUUAAAGAAGAAUUAAAACCUUUACAAUGCUUAAAUAAUGAAACAAUUAUAAAUCAAGAUACUUUACAUUCUACAAAAGAUAAUAUUGAAAAUAAUAAUGAGAAAUGUCAUGAAAUUAUGAAUAAUGGAACAAAAAUUGAUAACAUUUUUAAAAAAUAUGAAUUUUCCAAAUCAUUUAUUAAUAAUUUGUAUUUAAAAAAAUAUGAAAAUCUAAAAAAAAGACUGCAAGAAAUAGAAGAAGAAAAACAAAAAAGUUUAAGAGAAAAUGAACGUGUUAAAGAAAAUAAAGAAAAUCAGCAGCAAAUCAUUAUUGAACAAGAGUUACAUGCAAAAUCUAUAAAUGACGUAGAAGCAAAUACAAAAUAUGAAAUACUUACUAGAUCUGACAAGUUACAAAAGAAAGUUAAUUAUUCAGAAGAAAUAACAUUGCUAUCGUCAGAUACAGAAAGUGAUUCUGAAGAAUCUAUUUUAGAAGUUCCUAUUCCACCAAAACCUCAACCACCUGUCAUAAAUUUACAAGAUUCAGAUGAAAAUUCUGAAACAUCAAGUGAUAAUAGUGACAUAGAUGAAGAAUCUUCAUUUAUUAUAGAAAAAAAAAAUGAUUUGGUAGGAAAUACCAAAAAGAAAACUGUUGUAAUUGAUCAGAAUUCAGAUAAUAGUAAUUCAGUCAUAGAUUUUAUUGAUGAUACACCAACAAUAGAAAAUAUAGUACUUAAUUGUACAGAAGUACAGAAAGGUGCUUCAAGUAUAAAAGAAAUAAUGGAAAUGAGUAAAAUUGUUCAAUCAGAUCAACACUUUAAUAAAGAUACAAAUUCUUGUGAGAAACAUAAUUCUUCUAAUGAAAAAGAAAUUUAUAUUAAAGAUUUUAAUAAGUCUGAUGAUUUAUUCAUAUCUAACAAUGAUAAAGACAAUAAAUCUAAUUUUCAAUCAUCAUCAAAAACAAUUAAUGAUAAGAAUAUUAUGUAUGAAAGAGAUAAGAAGGAAUUAAAUAAUUUUGCAAACGAUGUAAUAGUAUCAAAUUUCGUUAAUUCCAAAGAAUUGAUUUCAAAUAGAAAAAGACAUCAUGAAAAUGAUAAUGAACCUUCCACGAGUGAAAGUAAACGUUCUAAAUUAAGUUGUGAAGAAGAUAGUAGUAAAGAUAAAACUAAUGAAGACUCAUGGGCAGAAUAUUUUUUUCGUCCUAUGUCACAAGAUCUUAAAGCUUUUUAUGAAUUCCAAGGACAAGAAAACUUUGAUAUAGGAGAAAUUCAAAGUAAAAUGUCAAAGGACCCAAGACUUUGGGCUAUUUUAGAUGAAGACCUGAUGCCGAAUUUAUUAAAAAAUAAAAGAUAUUGGAAUAUGAAAUGUACUAAUUGUCAUCAACCAGGUCACCAAAAACAUAAUUGUCCAGAGCCAUACAAACCUCUUCGAUGUUAUAUGUGUGGUAUUCAAGGACAUAUAGAAACUCGAUGUCCUCAAAAAAUGUGUCUCACGUGCGGUAGAAAACAAAAUACAUUUAGAAAAACUUGUGAGUCUUGUGUUGUAUUAUAUUGUAAUACAUGCAAUGCUAUAGGACAUGAAUCAACUGAAUGUCCAGAUCUUUGGAGAAGAUUUCAUCAAACAACACGAACAUCAGAGAUAAAUAUACCACAAAAUUUAUCUGAAGUUAUGAAACCUGCAGACUUAUUAUAUUGUUGUAAUUGCACGAAGCGAGGUCAUGAUUCUUCUACAUGUAAUGAAUAUCGAUGGUCACAACAUUUUCCGACACCAGCAUUUGUAUCAGAUUAUACAGGAAAACCAGAAGAAAAAUCCAGUCAAUCAGAACAAACAACCAAUCAAAUUUCUGUUCGUGAAAAUGAAGACAUGAUACCAUUAACUAAUAAAAAAAAUAAAUGUAUGAUAUUUCUUGAAGGUAAAGAUGAUCUAGAAAAUUCUUUUGUUGUAUACUCAUAUGGAAAAUUUUAUACGAAAAAGCCUAAUGGCGAGGAAAUUAAACGAAAACUUUUGGGUGAACAAAUUCAACCUUCUCAUAUAACAAAUCUUUUAAAAGGUCGAGUUUCUCCACAUUUCUUAGAUGAGUUAAUAAAAAUAAUUCAAUUUGAAAUUAAAAUAUAUUAUAAUUCAAACAAAGAACUAAUGUUAAGAGUUCGUACUAUAGCAAAUAAUGCUGUAAAUAUAAUAAAAAUAUUCAUUUUUUGGCUUAAACUUAAUGAUGAAGAUAAGAGUCUAAAAAUGCAUAUAAAUUUACCUCGUAAUAGAAAGAAAUUACUUAAGUUUUUGAUACAAGAAAUAGGUGAAAUAAAAAGAAAUUUAAAAGAUCCUAAUCAUCUUUGUACUGAAAUAGAUCAAUUAAAGAAAUCAAUGACUGAGAUUCAAGAUUCUGCAAUAUCCAUUUCUACUUCAAAAAAAAUCAUAAAUCUUCGAAGUGAAUUGCUAAAAAUAUUUCAUACAUUACCUAACUAUAAUCAAUUAUUUAAAAAAUUAAAAAAAAUGAUUAGAUAUUUAGAUAAAUCACCAAACAAUGAUGUAAAUAUAGGAAUAUAUUUACAUAUUAUUGUUAUUUAUAAUCAAAUAUUUAUACCUCGUGCAUUGACAGAUAUUGAAUUAAAACGUCUUCUUAAAGUACAUUAUAAACAGAAAGAAAAACAACUUAAAAAUGAAAAAAAAAAGAUUCAAACUAAAAAGCCAAAAGACAAGAAACUUUCUUUUUAUGAAUCAUUCAUAGAAAGUUUGCAAAAAUUUAAUAAUUCUAAAAAAACAUGUAAUAUCACAAAAAAUAGUGAUGCAUGUUCAUCAAAAAACGUUGAAAUAAAAGAUAAACAAGUACCUACUAUUCUUUCUGUAGAAAAUAUUCUGGUAAAUAAGAUGCAAACGUAUAAUGCAGAAAAUGUUUCUAUUAAAAUACACAAUGUAGAAAAUAAUAUUACAGAAUCUACUGAUAAGCCUAUACAAUUACCACAUAAUCAGAAUAUCUCAAAUAAUAAUGAAAUAACAAAUCCUAUACAAAAAUCAGAUUUAAAAAUUAUUUCAUCAAAUUUAAUUCCUAUAACUCUUCAAAAAUCUAUAUGUACUAAUGUAACAUCAAGGACAUCUAAGAAUGUACCUUGUGCCAAAAUAAAACCCUCAGGAAAUACAGAGAAAAAUUUAGAAAUAAUGAAUAGUAAUAAUGAAAAAGUAAAAACAAGUAAUUUACAACAACAAGAUAAUAUAAUUGAUUCUGAAAUAAAUAUUCUCAAAAAGAAAAAAUCCAAGAAAGCAAAAAAGGCAAAAUUAGAUCUUGAAAAUAAUUCAGAUAUUAUAGAAGAUCAAGUAGUAAAUGUUGGUACAUCUAUAGAGAAUAAAGCCAAUGAAAUCAUAAAUGAAGCUCUUGAAUUUAAUGUACCAUAUAUGAAUAAAGCUGUUGAAGAGAUUAAGAAAAGAAUAAAUGAUAAAAAUCUUAAACAAGAACAUAUUGAUACUUUAAUAAGACUAGUAAAUUUGGAAAAAGAUCACAGGAAAUAUGUAAGUUCAUUUUGUAAUUAUUUGCAAUAAACUUUAUUUUUAAAAUAAGAAAUAAUAGUCUUUAUUAAAAGCUUUCAUUAUAUACUGAUAUGCUAAAUGGAUAAAAUAAAGAUCUAUUGGCAUUUUAAAUAAAUAAAUUUAUAAUUUUUUUUCAAAUAUCCUUUAAUAUUAUUAAUAUUCAUAAUUAAAUAAAAAAUAAAAUUCAUUUUUAAAUAAUAAAACUGCAAUAAGCCUUACAUUGUAUGCAAUUAUCAUAGUUGUAUUCUCAUUUAAAUUAGUAUCUUUAUGAUUAAAUACCUUUUACUAAAGAUUAUACUUACAAUAUUUUUAAUUCAAUAAUAUUAUUCAAUAAUGCUUAAUUUAUAUAUUUAAAUAAUAAGUUUAAAAUAGGUAUAAAUAUAAAUUUUAAGAAUUUAUUAUUAAUUGACAGUAAUAAUAAUCUCAAUUAUAAUACAUUUAUAAUAUUAGUUUUUAUUUAGAAUAAUUUAAUAUUUUAAAAUAUUAAGAUAAAAAACUUUAGUACAUAUAAAUUAUAUCUUUGUCUAUUUUUUUUUGUAAAUAAAAAAAUUUUGUUUAGAUAAAUAUGUAUUUUAUAUUCCUUAUCCUAUAAUUAUAUUAUAAUAGAACGCUUUAAUGCUAUUUAAUAUAUAUAAUGAAUUAUUAUAUUAAUUAUAAAAAUAAUGCUAAUAUUAUAUUUAUAUUUAAUUUUAUUUUUAGUUUUUGGAAUUAAUAUCUUCUGUAUCUUAAUGUUCCAAAAAUAUAUUACGUAUUAUGGAAAGGAAUUCAAAUUUUUAAUGAAUCAUAUGUACAUACACAUGUUAAUAUCAUGCUGUUUAAUAUAUAUAAUGAAUUGAUGAAUUAUUUAUACUAAUAUAAUUAAAAUAAGAGUUAAAAUUAUAUAUCUUCUUCAUUAUUUCUUCAUCGGUGGAGGUCCUCCCAUAGGUGGUGGUGGUCCAUUCAUUGGAGGCCUCAUUGGACCCAUAGGUCCCAUAGGACCCAUCAUUGGUCCCAUUGGUCCCAUAGGUCCCAUCAUAGGUGGUCUCAUACCCAUCAUAGGUGGCAUUGGUCCAUGUGGUCCCAUCAUCAUUGGACCUCCAGGACCCAUUGGACCACCAGGAUGCAUGCCUGGAGGUGGCAUCAUACCUGGUGGACCCUGUGGUGGUACCCCAGGUCGUGGACCAAGAUUUGGAGGUGGUGGAAUUGCUGCUCCUUUAUUUGCUGCAAAAGGAUUAGAAGCAAUUUUUCCAGCUUUGAAUGCUGCUGUUGUUGCAUCAAUUAAAUGUUGUGCUUGUUCUUCCAUCCAUUUUUGAUAAAAAUAUUUAACAUUGUCCUUAUGUUUACGACCCUGACAAUGAGUUUUUCGUACACUCGGUGAAUCAUGUGUUAAAUACGUAUCACAAUAAUCACAAUAAUAUUUUGGCAUGGUUCAUUUAAAUUAAUAUUAAUCAAAUAACAUAAAAAGUAUGUUUUUUUACAAUAUGUUACACAAUUUUUUAUUAUUAUAUUAAUUUUUCAAUUUUAAUGGUUAAUUAUAGGUUAUAUACAUGCGUCUUUUAUAAUCAAACUUCAAUU